AUGGCAGACGAAAACCAAAACACAAACCAGCAGCUUAUCUCAGUUGCUCAAAUGGAACAAAUGUUCCAAUAUUUCCAGCAAUUAAACAAACAAACCAAUUCCACAAACGAACCACAAACAACUGACUUACGAGUCGCCGAAAAAUUAACAUACCACAAUUACACCAAAUGGUGUAAACUUAUUCAAAUCGCUAUCGAGGGAAGAGGACGUCUCAGUCACAUCAUCGACGUACCUCCCGAGCCCACAACCUCAAAUUACAUACAAUGGAAACAAAGGGACUCAAUAGUUUUAUCUUGGAUUAUAGCCAAUAUUGAUUCAGACCUAGUAAAUCAAUUUCUUGAUUAUACUACUGCGUGGGAACUCUGGAAAGGGAUUGAAACACUCUUAAGCAGUGGAAGGGAUGAAUUACAAAUUUUCGACCUUAAUAGUAAAGCAGCAAACCUUAAACAAGACAAUGACACAAUCGAAGUGUAUUACGGCAAGCUUAACACACUUUGGAAAGAAAUCGAUCGACGGAUGCCAAAUCCGAUGAAAUGUUCUGCAGAUACGACAACAUUCAAUUCAUUCAUCCAGAGACAAAGGCUCUAUCAGUUUUUGGCCGGCAUAAAUGACAAUCUAGACGCAGAAAGAAGACAGUUACUAAAUCAAGACCCUUUACCCACUAUUGAAAUGGCGUACGCCAUGAUUCGUCGAGAAUUAGCACGAUGUGGUAUCAUGAGUACCACCUCAUCAUUAGGAGGAAAUCCUUCAGAGAUUGGUAAGGGGCUUGCAAUCAGAGGCCAGUCAGAAACUUUACUCCGGCGUGAUAAUGGAGAUCGGACAUACCUCAAGUGCACCCACUGUGGCGGUUCAAAGCACACAAAAGAGGGAUGUUUCAAGCUAAUUGGGUACCCGAAAUGUCACCGGCAAACACCAACUGAGAACAUCAUCAACGUCCAAAAGCCGACAGGUAAUGCAAGUGGUAAGAAAGAUUACAGUGAACAGCCCAGAAAUCAGGAAAUCGGGGAAGAGUCCAAAAGGGACUCGAAUAGUGAAGAAGAGACCAGAAGCACAGAGAAGGACGGAGGAAGAGAGAGAAAAGGGGGGGAGUCACUUUCCCUAAAUACUCCCUUUUAUAGGGAGCCUAGGGUUAAACCUAAUCCUUAUCCAGCCCGCAUUAAAAAACCGAAGCCCACUCACUUAACCGACCCACAUAAUAAACCCGUCCCAAUUCUACCUAAUCCCAAAGGUUUAUUUUGUGAAAAAGAGAAUACUUGUACAUGGAUUUUUUACUGUGGGGCAACUGAUACAAUGACUUAUGACCCGAGUGAUCUAAUCUCUCAAACGCAUACUCCUCGUCAUAAAAUCCAUACUGCGAAUGGUGAUUUUGUUAAUGUUACUAAAGCUGGAUCGGUUGCUAUUUCCCCUUCUCUACAACUUAAUAAUUGUCUUUUAAUUCCGAAAUUAACACAUAAACUUCUGUCUAUUAGUCAAUUAACCAAGGAAUUACAUUGUACUGUUCUCAUGACCUCUACUGGUUGUACUGUGCAGGAUGCUCAGACAGGAGCGAUCAUUGGGCGUGGUACUGAGAGAGGAGGAUUAUACUAUGUGGAUGAGGCUGGUCAUAAAGGUCAUACAUCGCUUGCUCGUCGAUCUUCUAAUCACCAACUACGAAUGUGGCAUAGACGUCUUGGACAUCCGUCAGUAGGUUAUUUGAAACGUCUUUUUCCAUCUCUUCGUAGUUGUAAUAAUUCUUUGGACUGUGAAUCUUGUGUGUUAGCUAAAAUUCAUAAACAUUCCUAUUUUCCUAGCUUAUCCCGGACUCAUGAACCUUUUAAAUUGUUACAUUCUGAUGUAUGGGGCCCCGCUCCUGGUUUUAACUCUCAGGGUUUCUCAUAUUUUGUUAUCUUUAUUGAUGAUUGCACUCGCAUGAGUUGGCUUUAUUUUUUAAAACACAAAUCUGAAGUCUUUGAUGUGUUUGUUACCUUCUAUAACAUGAUUUUUACCCAGUUUCACACUCAUCCUCAAAUUCUUAGAUCAGAUAAUGGGGGGGAAUAUGGGGAGAAUCGUAGUGAGGAUCCAAGCUGGCUCAUAAGUCCAAGUAGGAUAGAUCCAAAAGAGCAAGUAGGUUACACCACCGACACUGCCUCUGAAACCCUUGAACGUCUUACUCUCCAGUUCACUCCUGCUCCUGAGCAUCCUGAUUCUCCUGAAUCACCUGAGGUAAUGGGUAAUACUUCUGAUAAUAUGAUGGUUGAUAAUGAAGAUACAGAAUUCAGUGUUGAAAUUAAUAAUGAUCAGGGUGUUGAGAUGUCUAACGGGUAUGAAUUACCUCCGAGGAAAACAAGGGGUGUUCCCCCAAAGAGGUAUGAUCCAGAAUAUGAAGCAAAACGAUCUUGA
Amaranthus tricolor (Joseph's coat) is the source of this 2379-nucleotide messenger RNA. RefSeq lists its product as uncharacterized. The transcript is spliced from 3 exons. Gene Ontology annotation, biological process: DNA integration. The record is from RefSeq and is a predicted model, not a curated record. Lineage: Eukaryota; Viridiplantae; Streptophyta; Magnoliopsida; Caryophyllales; Amaranthaceae. Gene Ontology annotation, molecular function: nucleic acid binding. Bases 1 to 2379 code for a protein of 792 amino acids.